CCGAUUCACCAAAACCACAAAAAAAAAAAAAAAAAAAAAAAAAACAAACAAACAAAAAAAUUCAAACAACGAAAAACACCCCCACGACACAGACGUCAUCUCCUCUCUCACCGCCGCCGGCAGCCGGCAUCACCGCCACCGACACAAAAAAAUGCGGCGGCAAUAAUAACCUAAUCCCCUCCAAAUCCAUAAUCCAACGGCGGCGAUGGAUUCGCAGUGGAGGGAGAAGAAGCUGUACCCGAUCGUGGGAGCAUUCGCCAUUGUCUCCCUUCUCUACCUCAACUUCAAAGACAAUCUCCAUUUCACAUUCCCGGAGGUUGUCCGCAAUCUCCCCGAGAUGGGCUUUGUCGGAGUCAACCACACGCGCUUCCUGCUCCUGGAUGACGCGGCGGCGCGUGAGUUCUACGUCAACGGGUGGAACUCCUACUGGCUGAUGGAGGAGAGCGCCCGCCGCCACGGCCCGGCGAGGCGUAGAGUUUCGGAGAUGCUGAGGAAAGGGGCCGACCUGGGGAUGACCGUUUGCCGCACUUGGGCCUUCAGCGACGGCGGCGGCGGCGGCGCCGACGCCCUCCAGCUGAAACCCGGCGUCUUCAACGACCGGGUUUUUAAGGCAUUGGAUUAUGUUGUAAUGGAAGCAAGGAGACAUAAAGUCCGACUGAUUCUGAGCCUGGUGAAUAAUCUGAAAGCUUAUGGCGGGAAAACUCAGUAUCUGCAGUGGGCAGAGGCUGUGGGAAUCAACGUUUCUUCCAAAGAUUCAUUCUUUUCCGACCCCUCCAUCAAAGCCUAUUACAAGUCAUAUGUUAAGGCUAUCUUGACUCGGAGGAAUUCCUUCACCGGAGUGAAGUAUUCCGAUGAGCCGUCGAUUUUCGCAUGGGAGCUCAUGAACGAGCCCCGCUGCGACUCCGUUUCAUCUGCCCCUACCCUUCAGGCUUGGAUCGCGGAAAUGGCAGCCUAUGUGAAAAGUUUGGAUCGAAAUCAUCUCGUAACCAUUGGCCUCGAAGGAUUUUACGCGUCAAAAUCAUCAAAAAACUACGAAACGAAUCCAGGGGACUGGGCUGCAUCCCUUGGAUCCGAUUUUCUAAACAACUCGGCUAUAAAAGACAUCGACUUCGCAUCAGUCCACGCCUAUCCGCAUAGCUGGAUUCCGGAAGCGAAGUUGGAAGCAAAAGUGAAGUACCUUUCGAAGUGGGCUGAUGCGCACAUAAGCGAUGGCGAGAACUUGCUGAAGAAGCCGGUGCUUUUCACAGAAGUAGGCGCGCUAUCGACAAUGGAGAAGGCUGGAUUGUACGAUAGAGAUGUUCUAUUUAAGACCAUCUAUGACAAAAUUUACAACUCCGCAAGGAAAAGGGGGGCCGGGGGCGGAGUUCUUAUAUGGCAGCUGUUGGUCGACGGGGUCGAGGAGUACAGCGACGAGUUCUCCUUCGUCGCAGGGACAUUCCCCUCGACGCGCAAGCUGAUUCUACACCAAUCGUGCAGGUUGCGCUAUGCGUCAAACGACACAGAACGCUGCAUUUAUACAUAGAUUGAUAGAUUCUCAAUUCAUUCUUUCAGCCACUCCAUUUCUUAAACCUUAUCAUCCAACAUAGAAGAAAACACAUACAUUAGCCCA
Molecule: messenger RNA, 1609 nt
Organism: Andrographis paniculata
Lineage: Eukaryota; Viridiplantae; Streptophyta; Magnoliopsida; Lamiales; Acanthaceae
Product: mannan endo-1,4-beta-mannosidase 6-like
Exons: 5
Coding region: 206-1522 (438 amino acids)
Molecular function (GO): hydrolase activity, hydrolyzing O-glycosyl compounds
Source: RefSeq, a predicted model, not a curated record